Molecule: messenger RNA, 2044 nt
Organism: Melitaea cinxia (Glanville fritillary)
Lineage: Eukaryota; Metazoa; Arthropoda; Insecta; Lepidoptera; Nymphalidae
Exons: 4
Coding region: 194-1729 (511 amino acids)
Source: RefSeq, a predicted model, not a curated record
AUUCUAAAACAUAUUGAAUAAUAUGAAGCAGAUUUAGUGUCAUGCGUUUUAUAAUUUAAUUAUAUUUUUAACUAUGUUAUAUAGGUUUGAAGAUAUGUAGUAACUACUUAGUAUGUUGUUACGUACAUUCACAUAUAAAACUAAAAAAUCAAAACUUUAAAGAGUAAAAUUGAAUGUAGGAAAGACAUUCAUAAUGUCAGUUAAAAGUUCAAAACCGGAGAAAAAGAAACCCAGAGCGAUGCCAGUCGAGACAAUAGUAACGCGCUUUAAAUCAGCGCAACAGAAACAACUAGCAAACCAAUCGAAAACAACAAAAGAACAGAAAAACACGAAAUCAAAAAAUGUACAAUUGAUAAAAAGUCCAGAACGUAAAUCUGUACGACAGAAGAAAGUGCGUCAGAAAAUAACUAAAACACCGGAAAAGCCUAUCGUUAUUAAGGACAAAGUUGAAGAAAUCAAAGUUGAGAGUAAGGAGUACUAUCCAAAUAAAUUAAAGAGAAAAUUUUUAAAUGCUAAAAAGUUUCUCGCUCCGAAGCACAGUUUCAAAGUCAUCUGCGGAAUGAAUAGUCUGAAUAAACGGAAACUACACAUACCACAAAGAGAUGCGGAAUACAUGAAAGAGGAAAUGAAACACCCUUGUCAAGAUACAAACAAAUUAAAAGAGAAACAGCCAGAAAUAAGUAUUGUUGAUAUGGUCAGGAUUAUUGAAGAAAAUGAUAGUCUAGAUGAUGAAGAUCUCCUUGAAAUUCUAACGUGCCCAAGUCCUGUGUGGUGGGAGGAAACACCUGAUGGUUAUUUCGAAGAACCAUUAUUUUCUCACCCUCAAAUCUUAGACAAACAAUUAAACAAAAUUGAUGAGCAAACAGAUAAAGAAGAAAUGAACAAAAUUAAUAUCAAAAAAGAGCAAAUACAUAAAAAAGAAUCAAAUAACAACACGGAUAUAAUAAAAAUUGAAUCAAUAAAUGUAAAUAUUAAUAAUAAAGACAAAAGCUUUAUAAAUAAACGUUGUAAACUAGAAGCUUUACUUGGUAAUAUAAAAAAUAAAACGAGACCGAUUAUAAAUGAAGAAACAUACAGUAACGUAACAGAAGAUAAGGUCAGACAUAUAAAUAAGAAAAGAAAAGUUGACAAGGAGAAAAGUAGAGAAAAAUCGAAUUCGGAAAGUAUUGAAGAAGAAUAUCUCGAAUUCCAUGAUGAUGAAAUUUUAAAACAAUUAGAAAAUAUAAACAUACCAACGGAAUUGACUGAAAGAAGAGAAGAAUUGGUCAAUCAUAAUCAAGAGUCAAUAACAAUAAAAAAAGAGUCAAAGUCGAGAAGAGAAUCGUGUAGUAUUGAUGAUAUGACGGAAGAAUAUCUAGACCUGAGCUUACUCGAUGAUGAAGUCAACAGUGAUGAACUGAUAGAAAAUUCAUCAUCGAUUAAUAAAAAUAACUCAAAAGACAAUGAGUUGGUAACUGUCUACAAAAUACUGAAUUCAGAUGAAAAUACAGACAGAAAAGUUAGUAAAAUAAAUUCUUAUUAUAAGUGCAAGAAAAAUAAGACGAAAGUUUCAAAAAGCAAAGAUACAAACAAUCAACUUUCAAAAGAUAAUUUGACUGAUUCUGAAAAUAGAUCAAUAAUUAUAUCAGAGUCUGAAAAAGUCAAGUACUGCUUAGUCUGUUCCUCUAUCUUCAAUACUGAUAAUUGUAAUUAUUGUUUAGGAAAAAAUUUAAAACGUAAAACGAGCUAAUUUUUCUCAAUCCAGUUUAGAUUUUUAAGUUAAAAAAAAAAAAAAAAAACUUCGCUUGUAUACCUCAUAACGUGUGCUUAUAUAGCCUGGUGUGAUAUACCUAUAGGUUUCUCUAGACAAUUGUAGCAAUUGUUCUGCCUAUUUUUAGCUAUAAUGUGUUGUUGAUAGUCCAGAUGUUCAUACUGGUUUUGUCCACAUUUAUAUUUAUGUCAUCUAUUCAUUAUAGAUCAUGAUGUGAUUUUAUAUAGCAUAUGUUACAUCUGGAUAGUGUAAUCUAUAUAUUUACUGUAAUACAUAAUAAACACAAUCAGUUGU